AUGUCUGGCUGGUUCACCUCGUUCCUAAAUUGCCGUCUUUGCAUAGACGGUAAGUUGGUAGAAGAUCAGUUGGUUGUUUCUGACGAUACUGGUCUUAUCCUCCCUCGAACUGGAUAUAUCGGCGGUGAUGCAGUAGAUCUGGAAGAAGGCAUUAUUGCUCCUGGUCUGUUAGAGCUACACACAAAUGGCCUACUUGGGUUCCAUUUCACCCACUUCGACGAUGAGAAAGAGUAUGCUAGUCAGAUCGACAAGGCUGCCAAGUUUCUCGUUACACAAGGUGUUACUGGCUUCUGGGCUACCAUUCCGACAGUGGCCUCAGACGAAUACAAAAUGAUAUUGCCAUCUUUGAAGCCUAGGGCCAUUGAUGAUAGCGCGUCUCUACUCGGAGCACACGCGGAAGGACCUUACCUAGCACCAUCCAAGAAGGGCGCUCAUAAUUCAGACCAUUUCUUCGAUGGCAAUCGGUCGGCGGAGGAAGUGUAUGGGGUAUCAGCGACAUCGUCUGAGACUCUGAAAUUUGUGACUCUAGCUCCUGAGCUCCCGGAGUCGACACAACUCAUCAAAAGUCUUACAUCCAACGGCAUCAAAGUGUCGCUCGGUCAUAGCGCAGCCACCUAUGAGCAAGGUAUUGAGGGAGUGAAAGCUGGCGCGACUAUGUUAACGCAUACAUUGAAUGCGAUGACACCACUACACCACCGCGAUCCCGGACUUGCUGGACUUGUCACAACUGCCAAUACAGAUACUCACGAGAGCCCAUACUUCACGAUCAUCCCAGAUGGCAAUCACUUACACCCAAGCGUAGCGACGAUGCUGUUCCGAGCCAACCCCGAAAAGUGCAUCUUCAUCACUGACAGCAUUGAGCUUGCUGGACUGGAUGACGGCGUCUACCCUGGACACGCACAAAUACCGUUCAAACAGCGCAAAACGGGAUCGAAGGUAACCAUCGACGGGACAGACACGCUAGUGGGAGGGUGUGCCAGCUUACAGGAAUGCAUCCAAAACAUGAUGAAGUGGAGUGGAUGCAACGUAGCAGAGGCAGUGAGAUGUGUCACUGAGAAUGUGGCAGAUAUGAUGGGAGACACUAGCAGAGGCAAGCUAGAAGCAGGACGGAAGGCAGAUUUUGUGGUGUUGAACGAUGAAGGGGAAGUGCUACAGACGUGGGUGGCAGGUCUGAAGGUGUGGGAGAAGCGAUGA
This is a messenger RNA of Aureobasidium namibiae CBS 147.97, 1194 nucleotides long. RefSeq names its product Metallo-dependent hydrolase. The transcript is spliced from 2 exons. Gene Ontology annotation, molecular function: N-acetylglucosamine-6-phosphate deacetylase activity. Gene Ontology annotation, biological process: N-acetylglucosamine catabolic process. Lineage: Eukaryota; Fungi; Ascomycota; Dothideomycetes; Dothideales; Saccotheciaceae. The record is from RefSeq and is a predicted model, not a curated record. Bases 1 to 1194 code for a protein of 397 amino acids.